Molecule: messenger RNA, 1629 nt
Organism: Camellia sinensis
Lineage: Eukaryota; Viridiplantae; Streptophyta; Magnoliopsida; Ericales; Theaceae
Source: RefSeq, a predicted model, not a curated record
CUCAUACUCUCUCUCUCUCUCUCUCUCUCUCUCUCUCUCAUGAAAAUGGCGCUCCCUAGUGGUUAUCUUGUUAUUACCAUUCUCUUGACCUUUUUCUAUCAACCAUUAGCAACUGCAGCUACAUACAAUGUGGUGAAUUUGGGAGCCAAACCAGAUGGGAAGACAGACUCAACCAAGUCUUUCCUGAGUGCAUGGGACGCAGCUUGUGCCUCUGCAAACCCCACAACAAUCUAUGUCCCACCAGGAAGGUACUUGCUUCACAAAGCAAAUUUCUAUGGUGAGCAGUGCAAGAACACAGCCAUCAUAAUCCGUAUCGACGGCACUCUUGUUGCUCCCUCUAACUACCGCGCUAUUGGAAAUGGUGGAAGCUGGCUUAUAUUUCAGAAAGUCAGUGGGGUUUCCAUCUUUGGAGGAACACUUGAUGGCCAAGGGACUGGUUUGUGGGCUUGCAAAGCCUCUGGCAAGGCUUGCCCUACUGGAGCUACGACACUGGCCUUGUACAAUUCGAAAAACAUUGUAAUUAAUGGAUUAACAUCACUAAACAGUCAGAUGUUCCACAUUGCCAUCAAUGGCUGCCAUAAUGUGAAGGUACAAAGAGUGAAGGUCUCGGCCUCAGGCAAUAGCCCAAAUACAGAUGGUAUUCACAUUCAAUUAUCAUCUGGAGUCACCAUCUCCAACUCUAGGAUAGCCACAGGAGACGAUUGUGUCUCAAUAGGCCCUGGCAGUUCCAAUUUAUGGAUCGAGAACGUUGCCUGUGGCCCUGGCCAUGGGAUCAGCAUUGGAAGUCUAGGGUGGGAAUUACAAGAACCUGGAGUGCAGAAUGUGACAGUUAAAACGGUUACUUUCAAGGGUACACAAAAUGGUGUGAGGAUAAAGACAUGGGGUAGGCCCAGCAAUAGUUUUGCUCGGGGCAUUGUUUUUCAGAACCUCUUUAUGGUCAAUGUCCAAAAUCCCAUCAUAAUUGAUCAAAAUUACUGUCCUCAUAAUAAAAAUUGCCCUGGUCAGAAUUCUGGUGUGCUUAUUAGUGACGUGACAUAUCAAGACAUCCAUGGAACAUCGGCAACAGCAGUUGCGGUUAAAAUUGAUUGUAGUAAAAAGUAUGGAUGCAAAGGGAUAAGAUUGGAAGACAUUAAACUCACCUUCGGGGAUCAACCAGCAGAAGCAUCAUGUGUCAAUGUUGGAGGAUCAACCUCUGGUUCAGUUAAACCAACAAGUUGUUUGUAGGACAAUAUGAAAUUUAUACACACAUCAUAUGAAUUAAUCUAGACUAUAUUAAGAAUCUAAGAGAAAGGAAAAGCAUAGGGAAUUAACAUCCAUAUUUUUAGUAUUAUUGUCAGUUUAUUAGCUCAUGAAAUUAGACAAGAUCCAGAUUUAUACACACAUCAUAUGUAUAAUAUAUUAGUCCAUCCCCAUUGAGCCUGCUGCUGGCCAUGCAGAGCACUGUAGUCUAAACCCUUCAUUGGGUAACCUGUUGUAUUCUCAAAUUCGUAAAAGGAAAAGAAUUACUAUUUGAAUUAGUAUAUUUAUUUGUGUUGAGUAUUUCAGCAGCAAGUAUGUGAUCAAACAAAAGAAAACAAAGCUAAAAUACACAAAAUCAUAUCUGAAUUUUCUUCAGAAAAAUAGAGGAUG